GCAAGCGCGCAGGCAACAGCCGUUUUAAUUAAAUUGUUGCUACACCACCGGGCACAACAACUGGAUUGAAUGUCAGCUUGAACUUAAUCACAUCCAUGAUUUAAUCAAUAUUUCGGGAUUGUAAGCGUGAGCAGAUGACGGACUCGGAGUAAUUUCAAGAGAGAUCAUCAGCUAUGGGAGAGAGAAGCGGGGGUUAUGGCCUCUCCAGCCACAAGGGCAAAUACUUUGACCUCAAGGUCAAGUUGUUCACCAGUGAAACGUUCCCAGUCAGAGAUAUCUACAAUGAGAUGAAGGUGAGAACACUGAAAGCCAAGAUGGAAUUUGUGACUGGAAUCCCAAGCCAUCUCCAGAGACUGACCUACUUGGAUGGAGCUGACAUGAUGGAUGACAGUGACAUCAAACAUCACGACAUUGUUCCUGGGGCGACCAUUAACCUGGAUGUUUGGUACACAUGGAAGACCCUCAUACAAGCAGCUGCGGAUGGAGACAUCGGCAGGCUACUCAAGCUUGGGGUGAGCAAGGAUAGUGACUACACCACACCCAGCUCUCAGGAGAUGAACGAACGCUCCAAGGCGGCUUGGCUUGCUGAGAGGGCAUUUGUUGCCCUGUGCAUUACAGCACAUAGGGGCCAUGUUGCCAUCGUGCAGAAGCUCAUCGAUGGGGGGGCCAAUGUGCACGACAAGACCCCGAAUGGCCGGACCGCCCUCCACAUCACCGCAGCCCAGGGCAAGAACAAUGCGGUGGAGGUGCUCCUGAAUAACGGCGCCACCAUUGAAGACCCAGACAACGACGGAAAGAACCCACUGGUGCUGGCUGGCCUGUGGGGCCACAAGUCGUGUGAGCGGCAGAUCUUCCUCUUCCAGUGGCAGCAGCGGGCCGCCAAGCAGAAGCCCCUGGCCGACGACGGGCAGCUGAUGGCCCACCAGAUGUAUGACUCUAAGCUCAAGACCUGGCUGACUGGCGAGCAGGCCCAGCUGUACUAUGCCCAGAUCCUACCCCCUGGGGAGUACUCAGGGACCGGGAUAGCGGCCCCAAGGAGGGCUAGAAGACCCAGCUCGGCACCCUCGGAGCGCACGGAGGCGAGCGAGAGAGACCAGAAAAUAAUGGAAGGAAAUAAAGGAACUCAGGUAUCCCUGGGAACUGAGUCAUUACGAGCCUUGAGAUCGACAGAGACGAAGAAGCCAGGCAAAGGACGAUAUUCCAGGUAUUGUGUUAUAUUGUGUAAAUGUAGAUAUGAUUAGG
Acanthaster planci (crown-of-thorns starfish) is the source of this 1242-nucleotide messenger RNA. RefSeq lists its product as uncharacterized. Gene Ontology annotation, molecular function: protein binding. NCBI's taxonomy places the organism in Eukaryota, Metazoa, Echinodermata, Asteroidea, Valvatida, Acanthasteridae. The record is from RefSeq and is a predicted model, not a curated record.